AUGAUCGGCUACUUGAGCGGGGCGUGCGAGGCGGCGUGGUGGUGCUGGUCGUGGUCUUGCCAGCUGGUGGGCGCCGCCGCGCUGCUGGGGCUGGCCGCCUGGCUGCUCACCAUAGCCCUCGACCUCCUGCAUCCCCUGCGUCUGGUCGACCGCCUGCACCAGCGGGUCGUGCUCAUCACGGGCUGCGACUCUGGCUUCGGCGAGGCCCUGGCGCGGCGGCUGGACUCGCUGGGUGUGCCCGUGGUGGCGGGCUGCCUCUUCCCGGAGGGCCCCGGAGCCCAGCGGCUGGUCCAGCAGUGCUCCUCCAGGCUGCGCGUCCUGCCGCUGGACGUCACCUCGGAGCAGCAGGUGCGCGACGCCGUCUCCAGCAUCCGCGACAGCCUGGACGGGCGGGAGCUGUGGGCGCUGGUGAACAACGCGGGGGUGUCGGACGGGGGGGAGGCAGAGCUGGUGCCCCUGGAGGCGUUCGAGCGCACGCUGGCCGUCAACACAGUAGGCGUGGUGCGCGUCACGCAGGCCUGUCUGCCGCUCAUCCGGCAGGCCAAGGGCCGCAUCGUCACCGUCGCCAGUCCCCUGGGCAGGACAGCAAUGCCGAUAAUGUCCCCGUACUGCAUGUCCAAGAGUGCCGUCAUAUCGUACUGCGACGCUCUGCGUGUCGAGAUGAAGAAGUGGGGCGUCUCCGUCUGCACAGUGGAGCCGUCCAGCUACAUGUAA
Molecule: messenger RNA, 714 nt
Organism: Schistocerca nitens (vagrant locust)
Lineage: Eukaryota; Metazoa; Arthropoda; Insecta; Orthoptera; Acrididae
Product: estradiol 17-beta-dehydrogenase 2-like
Exons: 5
Coding region: 1-714 (237 amino acids)
Molecular function (GO): oxidoreductase activity
Source: RefSeq, a predicted model, not a curated record